Symbiodinium natans is the source of this 1158-nucleotide messenger RNA. The record is from the annotation of a GenBank genome assembly. NCBI's taxonomy places the organism in Eukaryota, Dinophyceae, Suessiales, Symbiodiniaceae.
AUGUGGGUGCCCACCAUCGACGCGUCGGGGAUGCCCGCCUUCGUGCAGCCCGGCAUGAUGGGCAUGAACGGCAUGGGCAUGCCUGGGAUGCCCAGCAUGCCUGGGAUGCCUGGCAUGCCUGGGAUGCCUGGCAUGCCCGGCAUGCCUGGCAUGCCCGGCAUGGCGGCCAUGGGGCUGCCUGGCAUGGGUAUGGGCACGGCCGUGCCGGGAUGUGCAGGCGCGCGCGAAGAGGGCGCUGGAGACGCGCCAAAGCCAAGGGGAGGCGAGAAGGCAGACCGAGACGUGCGUCGGCUCGGCAGCCACUUUGGAAUCGGCCAAGGGACGGUGGAGAGGUUGGAUGAGAUCAUGGAGAAGAGGCAGCAGACCAAAGAAAGGGACCUGGCCAAGCUGUACGAGGUGCUGGACACGGCCCGAAGUCCGGAGAGAUUGCUCACUGCCAAGAUGGAGGAGAUGGAGCUGGGGCAAUUCGUGGCCAACUUCAAGCACGACGAGAAGAUCGAGAGGUUCGCCGAGGAGCACGCUCUCAACGAGACAGCGAGGUGCCGCCUUGUUGAGCUCCGCGUGCGCCGCAAAGGGCGGCAAGACGAGGACAUGGCGAAGCUGGCGCAGCACCUCUGCUGCUGCUCCGACCCGUCCUUCACUGCCAUCUCGCUGGUGAAGAAGGUCGUGCAGGGCAGGUUCGACGACUUCCCAGACAUGACGCGCGCCGGGGCCAUCGCCCAGCGCUUCCAGCUGGACGAGGCCUCGCUACGGAAGCUGCGCGAUGUGGUCGAGAAGCGCGCCGAUGACCUCAGUGCCGUGUUGGACCACGUCGAGGAGGUUCUGGCUGCCGCGUACUCCCCGGCGGCGACCUUGGUGAAGGUGGCGCCGACGCUCCUCUCUGGCGAGCUGCUGGCCCCCGAGGAGAUCGAGGUUCUGAAGCUCGAAGCGCGCCAACAGGCGCGAAGAGAGGAGCUGAAGCGCAAGCAGGCCCAAAAGAAGCCGAAGAAGGCAAAGAAGAAGAAAAAGAAAAGCUCCUCCAGCUCCGACGAGGCGACGUCGAGCUCCGGCUCGAGCUCGAGCUCCAGCUCCAAGCAGAAGAAGCGUAAGCAGAAAGAAAAGAAAGCCAAGAAGAAGAAGAAGGACAAGAAGGCGAAGAAGGAGAAGAAGCCGAAGUGA